AUAGGUCCAAGUGCGCCGCCUCAUCAUUCACAAUUCAACGGCUUCGAACCGACAUGCAAAGGAUAAUCUGAUUCCAUGCUUCUUGCUGCCUGCUAUGUGAAUUACUCCGGCUCCGCCAUUAUGAACACUUCUUAGAUCUUGGUUUCUCAGUAUAUCCAGUCACCAAACACAGUGACCGUCCAAUGAAAACCUUCAAGACGAGGAAAUUGGGAUUCUGGCUGCUUUUUAUCGGCAACAGUGAUUGCGAUUACUGCGUAGAUGUCAUCUUAUUCCGCCGGUCCACGGUCCGUCCAGCGGGCAGCACAGCUUGGAGCACAGCAACAAGUGCAGGACCAUCUAGCUAUCAGGUUUUUUUCGGUCAAACCGGUGUCCGACGCAUUUUCACCUUUACCAGAAAUGCAAUGCAGCAUAACUUAUCAAAGUGGAAUAUCUACAGUACGCGUUCAAGUACGUCAAACUUCUUGGUUUCGUCCUCCACCCGUAGUUCCUGCAUCACGAAAGUCGAUCCUCCGGGAUCGUAAGUAUCUACGUGACGGGUAGCCAUAAUGAUAAGGUUCAAUAUACUGGAAAGGUCCUUUAUUACGGAUCAUCUAAGUAUUUCUACG
Messenger RNA from Aspergillus versicolor CBS 583.65, 605 nucleotides. RefSeq lists its product as uncharacterized. NCBI's taxonomy places the organism in Eukaryota, Fungi, Ascomycota, Eurotiomycetes, Eurotiales, Aspergillaceae. The transcript has 2 exons. The record is from RefSeq and is a predicted model, not a curated record. The coding region runs from base 183 to 521 and encodes 112 amino acids.